Messenger RNA from Salvelinus namaycush (lake trout), 343 nucleotides. RefSeq names its product lipopolysaccharide-responsive and beige-like anchor protein. The transcript has 2 exons. NCBI's taxonomy places the organism in Eukaryota, Metazoa, Chordata, Actinopteri, Salmoniformes, Salmonidae. The record is from RefSeq and is a predicted model, not a curated record. The coding region runs from base 50 to 343 and encodes 97 amino acids.
GGGGUGAACAGGUGCCUUACCUGUUAACGCCACCUGUCCUCCUGUAGCAAUGGCUAGCGAGGAGACGCCUGGUGCUGGGCGACCAGCCGGGCAAGGUGAUGGAGUUGCGGCGGUGUCGCUCAACCCUGGGAUCCCAAUCCGAGGAAUCAAAAUGAAAUUCGCUGUCCUAGCCGGCCUGGUGGAAGUUGGGGAAGUUUCCAACCGGGACAUUGUGGAGACCGUCUUCAACCUGUUGGUGGGGGGCCAGUUUGACCUGGAGAUGAACUUCAUUAUCCAGGAGCAGGACAGCAUUGUGUGCAUGGUGGAGCUGCUGGACAAGGUGGGUGCUACUCACACAAAAUGA